This is a messenger RNA of Manduca sexta (tobacco hornworm), 2356 nucleotides long. RefSeq names its product transmembrane 9 superfamily member 4 (gene TM9SF4). Bases 171 to 2045 code for a protein of 624 amino acids. Gene Ontology annotation, cellular component: membrane. Gene Ontology annotation, biological process: protein localization to membrane. Lineage: Eukaryota; Metazoa; Arthropoda; Insecta; Lepidoptera; Sphingidae. The transcript has 9 exons. The record is from RefSeq and is a predicted model, not a curated record.
UCGACAAUCAGUAUUUAAAAAAUAUGUACUUCAUUUUGAAAAAGGUAGCAUAUGAAAUGUCAAAAAUAUCAAUAUCAAUUGACAAUUGAUUGACGGAGACACAGGCGGAGAGACAAGAGAAACGAGAAUGUUGAUUUUUCUUUUAUUUUGAUUGAAUAAACAAAAUAAAUAUGUUUAAAGUUCAUUUAGGGUGGUUUUUAGUUAGCAAUUUGAUUAUUAUAAGUUAUGGGUUUUACGUACCUGGAGUGGCUCCGGUCGAAUUCAAAAAAGGCCAAAGAAUAGAAGUUAAGGCAGUUAAAAUGACCAGCAUACACACCCAGCUCCCAUAUGAAUAUUACUCCUUGCCUUUGUGUUUACCUAAAAACGGUACAUUUUUGUACAAGUCUGAGAACUUGGGCGAAGUUUUGCGGGGGGAUCGCAUUGUGAACACACCGUACGAAGUUCAUAUGGCAGAAAAUAUCAAGUGCAGAUUGCUGUGUCAUAAGAAAAAUGACCCAAUGAAUUGGAGUGUUGAGGAAUCGGAAAAAGUUGCGAGUCGUAUUGAACAUGAGUAUUUUGUUCAUUUAUUAGUUGACAACUUACCGGUGGCCACUAAAGUUAUAAAUCCAGAAACAUCUGAGAGGAUUAUUGAACAAGGCUACCGUCUUGGCUUUAUGUCCAAAGGCAAAGCAUACAUAAAUAAUCAUCUGAAAUUGUUAUUGAAAUAUCACAAAUACAGCCAGGAAUCGUACAGAGUGGUUGGGUUUGAAGUUGAAACACUUUCUGUAGAUAAAGAUGAGUUGACAUUUGUUGAUGAGUCUUGUCAAUUACCUACUGAUCUAAAGCCUCAGUUAGUUAAUGAAGAUACUGGCACAAAGCUGUACUUCACAUAUUCUGUGGAAUGGGGUGAAUCUGACAUCAGCUGGGCAUCUAGAUGGGACAUAUACUUGGGAAUGAAAGAUGUACAAAUUCAUUGGUUUUCAAUUGUCAACUCAAUUGUGGUGUUAUUUUUUCUGUCAGGUAUAUUAACAAUGAUUAUGGUACGUACCCUAAGACGGGAUAUAGCUCGCUACAAUUCUGAUGAAGUAAUUGAUGAUAUGAUAGAAGAAACAGGAUGGAAACUGGUCCAUGGGGAUGUGUUUCGCCCACCACCAAAGAGGAUGCUCUUUGCUGCUAUCAUAGGAAGCGGAAUACAAGUGUUCCUAAUGGCUCUUAUCACUAUUUUUAUUGCUAUGCUUGGCAUGUUGUCGCCAGCGAGCCGCGGCGCGCUGAUGACUGCCGCCAUAUUCCUGUAUGUGUUCAUGGGUCUGAUAGCCGGCUAUUAUUCCGCUCGGUUGUACAACACAAUGAAAGGGAAGCAAUGGAAACAAGCUGCGUUCCUGACAGCCACUUUAUACCCUGCUAUUGUUUUUGGAACAUGUUUCUUUUUAAACUUCUUUAUCAUGGGAAAGCAUUCCAGUGGUGCUGUACCUUUUUCGACAAUGAUGGCGCUUUUGUGCCUGUGGUUCUGUAUAUCAUUGCCGUUAGUGUAUUUGGGAUAUUAUUUUGGAUGCCGAAAACAACCAUUCCAACAUCCAGUGAGAACUAAUUUUAUUCCAAGGAAAGUUCCUGAGCAAUUUUGGUAUAUGAAUGUCUUUGUAUGUACAUUGAUGGCUGGUAUCCUUCCAUUUGGAGCAGUAUACAUUGAACUAUUUUUUAUAUACAAUGCACUGUGGGAAAAUCAAUUUUAUUACCUCUUUGGAUUUUUGUUUUUAGUAUUUUGCAUUUUAGUUAUAUCAGUUUCACAAAUAUCCAUUGUGAUGGUGUACUUUCAACUUUGUGGCGAGGAUUAUCAUUGGUGGUGGAAGAGUUUCUUCAUUUCUGGGGGAUCUGCUGCCUAUGUUCUGAUAUAUUCAAUAUUUUAUUUCUUCAAAAAGCUGGAAAUAACAGAGUUUAUACCCACACUACUUUAUAUAGGCUACACAGGUCUGAUGGUGCUGACAUUCUGGCUUUUGACUGGCACCAUAGGUUUCUUUGCUGCAUACACAUUUAUUAGGAAAAUAUAUGGGGCCGUAAAAAUAGAUUAAUUCAGAUUAGUUUUAUGCUGAAGAUGUCUAUUACGUUAGUAUGAUUGAAGAAUGAACAAUGUGUGUUGAUUCGCGAUUAAUAAAAUGCAUUUGUUUUGUGUAAAUACCUAGGCUAAGGUUGUAAUUCAACAAUUUUACUGAUAAAAAAAGAUCUUUUUAUAGUUCUCAUUUUGACUACAAAGUAUUGCAAUUGCUUCAUAGAUAUCACUGUGACUUGUAUUAUGUUUUAUUGCCUUUUUAUAUCUUUAUUUUAAUGUGUCUCAUGCUGUGUUCAGUUUUUAAUAAUGUACAAUAAAUAUCCCUAAACCAAU